Molecule: messenger RNA, 582 nt
Organism: Aureococcus anophagefferens
Lineage: Eukaryota; Pelagophyceae; Pelagomonadales; Pelagomonadaceae
Exons: 1
Molecular function (GO): hydrolase activity
Source: RefSeq, a predicted model, not a curated record
GCGCGGCUCCACGAGGCGGGCCACGCGGUGCAGUUCGUGCUGCCCCAGUGCGGCGAGUCGGCCUGGUUCAACCUCGACUUUAGCUCCUACGUCAUGGCCGUGCUCCAGGGCGAGGCGGAGAAGGCGCGCGUCGUCCGGGCCACACCGGGCGGCGUCGAGGAGAUGCGCGCGUCGCAGUCGUCCUUCGUCGCCACGCUGCGCGAGCGCACGGGCCUGCCGACGUCGGCGCUGUGCCUCUGCGGCUUCUCCCAGGGCGCCAUGGUGGCGCUGGACGUCGCGCUGCACCUGGACGAGACGUGCGCGGGCGUCGUCGUGCUCUCGGGCUUCGUCAUGGCCGUGGAGCGCUGGGCCGAGCGCCUCGCGAGCCGCCACCGGGGCAUCCGCGUGCUCCAGCUCCACGGGCUCCAGGACAACACGAUCCCCUUCUACACGGCGAACUGGCUCUGCGACCUGCUGAAGACGAACGGCGCGCGCGUCAUGUUCAUCCCCCACAGCGGCGGCCACGAGUUCGGCCCGCCCCACGUCUUCUCGAGCCUCCUCUCGUUCCUGACGUCCCUCGUCCCCAGCGCGCCCAUGUCCUAG